AUGGCAACUCUCCGCAAGAAAGUCGACAACCGCAUUCGCGUUCAGAUCGAGAAUGGAGUUGCCUUGCAGCAUCGCACUAUGUUUGUAGUGGUCGGAGAUCGUGGAAGAGAUCAGGUGGUUAUUCUGCAUCACAUGCUAUCCAAAGCAAGCGUCCGAGCACGGCCGUCUGUUUUGUGGUGCUACAAAAAAGACCUUGGCUUUAGCAGCAAUCGGAAGAAACGGAUGAAGCAGCUACAGAAGAAAAUCAAAACGGGCACAUUGAAUCUGAAUCAGGAUGACCCUUUUGAGCUCUUUGUCGCUGCCACAAACAUUCGCUACUGUUACUACAACGAGACCCAUAAGAUACUGGGAAACACUUUUGGCAUGUGCGUCCUACAAGAUUUUGAAGCCCUCACUCCCAACCUCUUAGCCAGAACAGUUGAGACAGUUGAAGGCGGAGGGAUUGUGGUCAUACUGUUACGGACAGUCAACUCCCUCAAGCAGCUGUACACAAUGACAAUGGACGUGCACGCUCGUUACAGAACGGAGGCUCAUCAGGAUGUAGUUGGAAGGUUCAAUGAGAGGUUUAUCCUGUCCCUUGCGUCUUGCAAAAACUGCGUGGUCAUCGACGACCAACUCAACAUUCUGCCCAUCUCCAGCCACAUGGCCAACAUCAAGCCUGUUUCGCCCAAAACACAGGAGGACGGCUUGUCUCCCAAAGAACAGGAGCUGAGGGUCCUCAAGGAGACCCUUCAGGACACUCAGCCAGUGGGAGUGUUGGUGGAUAACUGCAGGACCAUGGACCAGGCCAAAGCAGUGCUGAAGUUUAUCGAAGCCAUCUCGGAGAAGACCCUCAGAAGCACCGUGGCUCUGACGGCAGCCCGUGGCCGAGGAAAAUCGGCCGCAUUGGGGCUGGCGGUCGCUAGUGCCGUGGCUUUUGGCUACUCCAACAUCUUUGUCACAUCCCCAAGCCCAGAUAAUCUCCACACCAUGUUUGAGUUCAUUUUUAAAGGCUUUGAUGCGCUUCAGUAUCAGGAACAUAUGGACUAUGAGAUCAUCCAGUCACUGAAUCCAGAGUUCAAUAAAGCAGUUGUGAGGGUCAAUGUUUUUAAAGAGCACAGGCAGACUAUUCAGUAUAUCCAUCCAGGUGAUGCUGUCAGACUUGGCCAGGCUGAACUUCUGGUGAUCGACGAAGCGGCAGCUAUCCCAUUACCGAUCGUCAAGAACCUGCUGGGACCUUAUCUGGUAUUCAUGGCCUCCACCAUCAAUGGUUACGAAGGCACAGGCCGCUCCCUCUCCCUGAAACUGAUUCAGCAGUUGAGGCAGCAGAGUGCUGACAGCCAACAGAACAUGUUGGCCGAGAACAGGAGCACCAGUACGGCCAGGCUGGCGGCAGCUCGCACGCUGCAUGAAGUCAGCCUGCACGAGUCUAUUAGGUACGCAGCCGGUGACGCAGUGGAGAAGUGGCUUAAUGAGCUGCUCUGCUUGGACUGCCUAAACAUUCCUAGGCUCAUAUCUGGGUGUCCUCUUCCACAAACCUGUGACCUAUAUUACGUGAACAGAGACACACUGUUUUGCUACCACAAAGCAUCUGAGGCCUUCCUGCAGCGUCUGAUGGCUCUCUACGUGGCGUCCCACUAUAAGAAUUCCCCCAACGACUUGCAGAUGUUGUCCGACGCGCCGGCCCAUCACCUCUUCUGCCUUCUCCCGCCUGUGCCUCCCACACAGAACUCGCUGCCGGAAGUCCUAGCUGUGGUGCAGGUUUGUCUAGAGGGCGAAAUAUCCCGACAGUCCAUACUCAACAGUCUCUCCAGAGGGAAGAAAGCCUCAGGUGACCUCAUUCCGUGGACGGUGUCAGAACAGUUUCAAGAUCCGGAGUUUGGCGGCCUGUCCGGAGGCAGGGUGGUGCGGAUUGCUGUCAAUCCAGACUAUCAAGGGAUGGGAUACGGCUCACGAGUGCUCGAGCUGUUGCAGAUGUACUAUGAGGGCAAGUUCCCCACCAUGGAUGAGAGCACAGCUUCUCAGCACAACAAAAUCAUGACUGUCAGCAGUGAGGCCGUCACGCUCUUGGAGGAGGUGGUGACACCUCGCAAGGAGCUCCCGCCACUGCUGUUGAAGCUGAGCGAAAGGAGAGCCGAACGACUGGACUAUUUAGGGGUGUCCUAUGGACUCACGGCUCAGCUGCUCAAAUUCUGGAAGAAAGCAGGUUAUACUCCAGUCUACUUGAGACAAACACCAAACGACCUGACGGGAGAGCACUCGUGCGUGAUGGUGAAGGAGCUGAUUAGUGAGGAGGACCAGAGCCGGUGGUUGCCCUCAUUCUGGAAAGAUUUCCGCAGGCGCUUCCUGUCUUUGCUGUCCUACCAGUUCAGCAGCUUCCCACCCAGCCUUGCCCUCAGCAUUCUGCAGAACAUGAGCACCAAGGAGACCCAAAGCACAUUAAGCGCUUCUGAGCUGGCGGUCCACUUCAGCCCGUACGACCUCAAGCGCCUUGAGUUGUAUUCUCGCAGCAUGGUGGACUACCACCUCAUCAUGGACCUUGUCCCAACCGUGGCGCGCUUGUUCUUCCUCAAGCAGUUGGGAGACACCUCUCUGUCAGCAGUACAGUGUGCAAUGCUGUUGGGCAUCGGACUGCAACACAAAUCUGUGGAGCAAUUGGAAAAGGAGGUGAACCUCCCAAGCUCGCAGCUCAUGGGGCUCUUUAACCGCCUUGUGCGCAAAUUUGUGCAAGUGUUUACCAGCAUCCAAGAAAAGGCCAUCGAAGCAGAGAUGGUUGCCACCAAAGAUGUCACCAUGGAGCCAACUGUCCGAAGCCUUCAUGAUGAUUUGAAUGAGGCAGCAAAGGAGUUUGAAGAGAAACACAAGCAGGAUAAAGAGAAAGUGAAGGAACUUGAACUGGAAGAGUACAAGAUUCGCGGACAUGAUGAGGAAUGGGACGAGGUUCUGAAGAAAGCUGGGAGCACGGCAAUGGUCAGCAUUAAAAGUGACAAGAAGAGGAAACUAGAUACAGGAAAUGCAGUGGCGAGCAAUGGCUGUCUCGAGUACGGGAAGCAAAAGAGGAAGGACAAGCAGCAUGGAAAGUUCAAGAAAAAUGACAAACAUGGUAAAUUUGGAAAGAAGGUGUUCAAAUGA
Messenger RNA from Nerophis lumbriciformis (worm pipefish), 3111 nucleotides. The record is from RefSeq and is a predicted model, not a curated record. NCBI's taxonomy places the organism in Eukaryota, Metazoa, Chordata, Actinopteri, Syngnathiformes, Syngnathidae.